Homalodisca vitripennis (glassy-winged sharpshooter) is the source of this 912-nucleotide messenger RNA. RefSeq names its product trifunctional purine biosynthetic protein adenosine-3-like. NCBI's taxonomy places the organism in Eukaryota, Metazoa, Arthropoda, Insecta, Hemiptera, Cicadellidae. The transcript has 4 exons. Gene Ontology annotation, biological process: purine nucleobase biosynthetic process. The record is from RefSeq and is a predicted model, not a curated record. The coding region runs from base 282 to 830 and encodes 182 amino acids. Gene Ontology annotation, molecular function: phosphoribosylamine-glycine ligase activity.
AAAACAGUUCGAUUUCUCAAACGAGAAUGGUGUAUCGAACAUUGUAUAAGUCACUGGUUUAGAUAAGAAGAGCUGCUGAUACAGUAUAUAUAUGUGAAAUAGCCUAGUGCUUACAGUUUUGUUUUCUUCUUCAUUGGCUAGCCGGUGUCUGCUGGGCUAAGGCUGGGCUGGAGCCUGGAGUUCAUGUCGGUACUGAUCAAAUUUGAAAUUGUGUAUUGAAUACAUAGUUAUCAAGAUCGUUUUGUGUUUUGAAGAGGCUUAUCUUUAAGAAGAUUUUAAAAAUGAGUGCGAACGUCUUGGUUAUUGGAGGAGGGGGUCGAGAACAUGCUAUUUGUUGGAAACUUGCCAUGUCUCCUAAGGUGAAGAAAGUGUACGCAGCACCUGGAAAUGUUGGUAUUGGAGAAAUGUCUAAAGCAGAAAAUGUUGAUCUGAAUCUCAAAGAUUUCAAAGCAGUAGCAGAAUGGUGCAUAAGAGAGGACGUAUCCUUGGUGGUUGUUGGGCCAGAAGAUCCACUGGCCAAUGGCAUUGCAGACACACUGGUAGCGGCAGGUAUCAAAUGCUUUGGACCGUACAAGUUGGCUGCGAGGAUUGAAGCUUAUAAGGACUGGGCGAAGGAAUUUAUGAAAAGACAUGACAUACCCACUGCUCGCUGGGAGACCUUCACAGAUUUUUCUAAAGCAAAGGAAUUUAUUUACAGGUUUGUUAGUAAACAAGAGUUCGUUAGUUAUCCAAAAUUCUUGGUAUGUCAUCUUUAUUACACAAUGUACAUUCACAAGAUGAACAGGUGCAUUGUUACUAUAACUAAAAAAACUACCUUAAGAAUAAAAUAAAAUGGAUAUGAUAAAUAAAUAAGUCAGAAGUCAGAAUAUUCUUUAUUACAAUUUCUUUAAGAAAUGCAAUGGUGUCAAAACA